This is a messenger RNA of Cuculus canorus (common cuckoo), 4639 nucleotides long. It is a transcript of the gene INTS4, whose product is annotated as integrator complex subunit 4. Bases 81 to 2990 code for a protein of 969 amino acids. NCBI's taxonomy places the organism in Eukaryota, Metazoa, Chordata, Aves, Cuculiformes, Cuculidae. The transcript has 23 exons. Gene Ontology annotation, cellular component: integrator complex. Gene Ontology annotation, biological process: snRNA processing. The record is from RefSeq and is a predicted model, not a curated record.
UUUGCCACCUCCCUGUAGGCGUCUCUGUGGUUCCUGUUCCGGGUUGCGCGUACGGCGGCCGUGCGGGGUCCGGCAGCGCCAUGGCUGCGCACCUGAAGAAGCGAGUGUACGAGGAGUUCACCAAGGUGGUCCAGCAGCAGCAUGAAGACCUGUCCACUAAGAAGCUGCGGCUGACCAAGCCCAGCAAGUCAGCAGCUCUCCAUGUCGACCUCUGCAAAGCCACCUCGCCUGCAGAUGCCUUGCAGUACCUGCUCCAGUUUACCAGGAAGCCUGUGGAAGUGGAGAGCGUGGAAGGGGUUGUCAGGAUCCUGCUGGAGCAUUAUUACAAGGAGAAUGAUGCUUCUGUGAGACUGAAGAUUGCUUCCUUGCUGGGCUUGUUAUCCAAGACUGCAGGAUUUUCCCCAGACUGCAUUAUGGAUGAUGCCAUUAAUGCUCUUCAAAAUGAGAAGUCUCACCAAGUUCUUGCUCAGCUGCUGGACACUCUGUUGGUGAUUGGAACAAAACUCACAGAGAAUCCGCCUAUCAGGAUGAGACUGGUAGAGGUAGCCUGCAAGCAUCUGACGGAUUCUUCCCAUGGUGUAAGAAAUAAGUGUCUUCAGUUAAUUGGCUGCCUUGGACCAGUAGAAAAAGGUCUUGCAAAAGAAGGUGAAAGCCAGGCUGCCAAAGAUGUCCAGAAGAUAAUAGGAGAUCAUUUUAAUGACCAGGACCCUCGUGUUAGGACUGCAGCUAUAAAAGCCAUGCUGCAGCUUCAUGAAAGAGGAUUAAAAUUACAUCAGGCUAUUUACAGUCAGGCCUGCAAGCUGUUGGCAGAUGAUUAUGAGCAAGUGCGCAGUGCUGCAGUACAACUGAUUUGGGUCCUCAGUCAACUUUACCCUGAAAGCAUUGUCCCAAUUCCUUCUUCUAAUGAAGAAAUUCGCUUGGUUGAUGAUGCAUUUGGAAAAAUUUGUCAUAUGGUUAGUGAUGGUUCCUGGGUUGUUAGAGUACAAGCUGCUAAAUUAUUGGGUUCUAUGCAACAAGUUAGCUCCCAUUUCUUGGAGCAGACCCUUGACAAGAAGCUCAUGUCUGAUCUGAGGAGAAAGCGCACUGCGCAUGAACGAGCCAAAGAACUCUACAGUUCUGGGGAAUUUUCAAGUGGCAGAAAGUGGGGAGAUGAUGCUCCCAAAGAAGAAAUUGAUACAGGUGCUGUAAACCUGAUUGAAUCAGGAGCCUGUGGGGCUUUUGUUCAUGGCCUGGAGGAUGAGAUGUAUGAGGUUCGAAUCGCUGCAGUUGAAGCCCUCUGUAUGUUGGCUCAGUCCUCGCCUUCUUUUGCGGAGAAAUGCCUGGACUUUUUGGUUGACAUGUUUAAUGAUGAAAUUGAGGAGGUGAGAUUGCAGUCAAUACACACCAUGAGAAAAAUUUCCAACAACAUCACACUGCGGGAAGACCAGCUGGAUACUGUUUUAGCUGUCUUGGAGGAUUCUUCAAGGGACAUUCGGGAAGCGCUUCAUGAACUGUUGUGUUGCACCAAUGUUUCAACUAAAGAAGGCAUCCAUCUUGCACUGGUGGAGCUGCUGAAAAACCUAACAAAAUAUCCCACAGACAGAGAAUCCAUAUGGAAGUGCUUGAAGUUCUUGGGAAGCAGGCAUCCCACUUUGGUGCUUCCGUUAGUCCCAGAGCUACUGAGCACACAUCCAUUCUUUGACACUCCAGAACCAGACAUGGAUGACCCAGCCUACAUUGCUGUCCUCGUUCUGAUUUUUAACGCUGCUAAAAGUUGCCCAACAAUGCCUGCCUUGUUCUCUGAUCAUACAUUCAGACAUUAUGCCUAUCUUCGGGACAGUCUCUCGCAUCUGGUUCCUCCGUUAAAAUUGCCAGGUAGAAAGCUGGUGUCCUCCCCAGUCUCUCCCACUAUUACACCACAUGAAGAUCCUUCCCAGCAGUUCUUGCAUCAGAGCCUGGAGAGAGUUUACAAUCUUCAGCACCUCGACCCACAGGGCAUACAGGAGCUGCUGGAAUUUACCAUCCGUGACCUGCAGAGGCUUGGAGAACUGCAGUCAGAACUGGCAGGGAUGGCAGAUUUCACUGCAACUUACCUUCGGUGUCAGCUACUCCUCAUCAAGGCCUUGCAGGAGAAGCUGUGGAACAUGGCCGCUCCUCUGUACCUGAAACAGAAUGCGUUAGCAUCUGCUGCAGCAAAACAGAUCUUGGAAGAAACUUAUAAAAUGGAGUUCAUGUACAGCGGAGUGGAAGGUAGACAAGUGGUCAUCAUUCACCACAUGAGACUGCAGGCGAAGGCAUUGCAGCUUAUAGUGACUGCGCGUACCACUAGAGGAGUGGAACCCCUUUUUGGGAUGUGUGAAAAAUUCUUGCAAGAAGUGGAUUCCUUUCAGAGAUGUUUCAUCUCUGAGCUCCCCCAUAUGCAAGGCAGUUUUGUAGAUAAAUUGCUGGACUUAAUGCCCAGACUCGUGACAUCCAAGCCGUCAGAAGUGGUCAAGAUUCUUCAGACAACGCUGCGACAAAGUACCUUCCUCCACCUGCCUCUUCCAGAGCAGCUCCAUAGAGCUACUGCAAAUAUCAUUGAGCCUACUGGCGAAUCUGAUAACCCUCUGAGGUUUACGUCGGGGUUGGUAGUGGCACUGGAUGUUGAUGCAACUCUGGAACAUGUGCAGGAUCCCCAAGGAACCAUUAAAGUUCAGGUAUUGUAUCCAGAUGGACAAGCACAGCUAAUCCACCCUAAACCAGCUGACUUUCGAAAUCCUGGUCCAGGAAGGCACAGGCUGAUAACUCAGGUUUACCUCUCACACACAGCCUGGACAGAGCCAUGUCAGAUUGAAGUGCGGUUGCUGCUGGCUUUCAAUUCCAACAGGAGCAAGGCAUCUACUAAAAUUCCUAAGUCUGCCUGGAGUGAGAGCUUGGAGGCUCUUCCAUCAUCUGAAAACGGCAUUGAGGGGACCAUACCCUUCAGCAAACCUGUCAAAGUUUAUAUAAUGCCCAAACCUGCCAGACGGUGAAGUCUGUUGCUAAAAGAAAUAUAUUUAUGGGAUUGUUGGGUUACCUGAAAACAACAUGUUCUAAGAUAGUGAACCAAACCAAAACAGUUCUAUAAGAGAAGUUUGCCUUAAAAAUAAAGCUGCUGAAGAAUGACUGGUCUCCUCUGUUAAGCAGCAGAUAGACCAGUACAGGAGUUCUUCAGCUUGUUAACAAUAAUUUGCAGAAAAUGCAAGUUUUUCUAUAUUCAGUCAACAAAAUCAAGACAGUUCUUGGUCAGCAUUCCAGAAGUGUCUCAUUGGGCCAUAUCUUCAGCUUUCACUUAUCAAAAGUUUGUCUUCAAGGCCUCUAGGUUUCCUGCUACGUAUUUACUGAGGUAUUUACUAUGUAAAUGCUUAGGCAUAUAAGUCAGUGUUAUUUUUACAGUACUCUGAAAUGAAGCUAAGGAGUUUGGGAUUUUUGUUUGGGGUUUUAAUGUUUUAUUGGUUGGUUGGGUUUUUUUAAGUGUCUAACCUUGUAUUUGUGCUCUGGUACCUAAAUUGUUAGGAAAAAAAUUAUUCUGAAGUGUUGUUAUUCUUGUGUAGGAACUGCAUCUCAAAGUGAAAUGCCAGUUGCUGUAGGCCAAAUCCUGAGCAAUUUUACAUCCUGUAUUGCAGUACUGAAAUCAGUACAGUUUGGAGAAGAGCACAGGUUAUUCACGGUGCAGGGUGAGGAGGAACCUGUUGGUGCAAGCAGCAGAACUUUGUUAGCAAGACAUGGAAUUUAAUUGAGUUAUAGGAACAAAAAAAUAGGUUACUUUUUAAAUCCAGCUCUCCUGUUGCACAUUUUUAUGCCUUUGGGAACAGCGUGAUUAAAUGCUGUAGGUUGAAUAAUGAUAAACCCCAUCCCACUAAGUUUUAUGGAAUCUGUUUGCGUGGUGAGGCCUGAACCAGUCUUACCAAGAUGAGAAAGUCUCUUUAGUUUUUCAUUUCAGCGGCAGUUUUGGCAGCCAGAGUCUUUCUGAUGGGCUGAAGUAGCUGAACAAGCUCUCGGUUAAGCAGCAGUCAGGCAGCUCGUCAGCGUUCUUGUGAGACCGGAGUGCAGAGGGACAGGAACGUAAUAAAAUUAACAUGAUCCUUCUGGCAUUCCUGGUGAAAGCGUGUUUGUGCAUCGCUCUCAUGUGCAAGGCUUGAGCGGACUGAGGAACUGCCUGUGGUCUGUAGCAAUCCUUUGGUAGGAUUUUCUAGAAGCACUUAAUGUGUGAAACUUUGUAGGGCAGCAGCCAAAUGCUACCUUGUGUUCAUGAAUCAAUUGUUAAAAAAAAGGGUUUACUUUUAGCACGUAAACAAAGCAGUGAAGAAAUACUUUCCAGUUGCACAGAGAUGAGUGUAAAUAAUAACCCCUUUUGUGCUAUGUACAAUAAACCUGGAAAACUCGUGCUAAUACGUUUCCUCUUUAUUCAUAGAAUCCUAGAAUGAUUUUGGUUGGAAGGGACCUUAAAGAUUAUCCAGUUCCAAACUCCCUGUGAUGGGCAGGGACACCUCCCACUGGAUCAGGCUGCCCAAGGCCCCAUCCAACCUGGCCUUGAACACCUCCAGGGAUGGGGCAGCCACAGCUUCCCUGGGCAACCUGUGCCAGUGCCUCACCACUCUCAUGGUGAGGGAAUUCUACCUUAUGUCUAGCUUAAAUCUGC